Pieris napi is the source of this 1834-nucleotide messenger RNA. RefSeq lists its product as uncharacterized. Bases 1005 to 1700 code for a protein of 231 amino acids. The record is from RefSeq and is a predicted model, not a curated record. NCBI's taxonomy places the organism in Eukaryota, Metazoa, Arthropoda, Insecta, Lepidoptera, Pieridae. The transcript has 3 exons.
AAAAAAACUUGUGAGUUGCUUUGUACUGGAGCAAAGACGUAUGUUAUUGAUAUUUCCUAAAUAGCAUUAAAAUUAUUUCAUUAAAAUAAACAUACUAUUUAGUAUCCCGAUUUACCAUGGACCAGGGAUUCCCAUUCCUCUAUCAUUUCUUUAUACCAACCAACAGCAAUCAUCAGACGAAAGUACAAACGAAAAAACCGAUGAAGACUGAAUUCAAUCCUGAUAUAGGCUCAACUGAACUUAAUUACUUAGGAGAGGCUUGGAUCUAUCAAAGGAUGCUUCACAAAUCUUAGGAUCACGAUUGCAAGACAAAUAUCUGUAGGAUCCAGAGACGACAUAUUCGUGGCAUCGUGAAAAAGGUUUCGCGGAAUAUUUCUUUCAAGAGGGUUCACUGGUGUAAUUAUAUUCCUGAAGUAAUCAUGAAACUGGAGCUGACAAUUACGAAUUCACAUCAUGGAGUAUCACAAUGGCAAUACUUAUGCCUCAGUGGCUGUUGCCUGUGGUCCGUGCAUCUAAAAAAAAACGUGUGAGAAUCUUGAGCAGUUGUUUGAGCUAAAUAAAGGAUAGCGAUUAUUGUUGGCAACUCUGUGAAGACUUAAAACACAAAAAUUAAUGAUUUAGAAAACCCGUGUACCUAGUUAAAUAAUAAAAUAUGCAAGUUCGCUUCCAUCGCCUUGCUCAAUCAGCAGUCGCUUCUAGUUCUGAAGUGAGAAGUCUAAGCAUUAAUUUCAUUUAAACGAAGGUGUCGCGGUGUGCGCACGCAAGCAUCACAAAUUCUUUAGCAGUCGGCUAGUGUUAAUAUACUUAUGAAUUAUGAUACUUGGUCGAGGUCUGUGAGUGGCGUGAUACGAAUAAUAAAAAGUGUUAGCAAACAAACGAUUUUGAACUACAAUACUACCAAGUAUGGGUAGAACGAGUUUAGUGAUUGAAAAGUGCUCAGCUAUUUUGCCAAGUAUACAAUAAAUUAUUUUUACGAUACCUAUUCCCUAAAAAAUAAAUAAAAAAUGCCAGGACACGCCAACAGCCCAUACUGGACCGCAGUCGAUUUUGACAGCGAAGAAGACGAUCGGUCUCCACAGUCCACUAAUAGAAUGUAUCUGGAUCCAUGGGACAGUGAUGCUAUAGCGAGGAUUCCCGGAAACUCUCCAGAUUCCGGUCAAGAGCAGUUCAACUCCUUCGCUGGUGAACCCGUCAGUGCAAGCUUUUACUAUGUCCCAACAAAAAAUUAUGACUCUUCGGAGGAGAAACCACAAAAACGCCCCCUUAACCCAGAGGAAAUUUAUGGCCGAAGAAGAUCGAGAUGUGUACUGCCAGAUGCUCACGAUGUGCCGGUGUACACCCCAAGACCCGUGGAAAGAAGACGGUCCAUGUACGUAGAAGAACCUCAAUUCAUACCUCAUCCUUUGGUGUAUGAAAGCAUGUAUGGUCCUCUCCCGGUGCCACCGCCUGGUUACGUAGCUCUGCGACCUCGAGUGUCCUUAUCACUUCACCCUGAAUAUAUACCAGCAAGUGGUCACAGGAGUAGAAGACAGUCAAGGAUGGCAGAUGCGUACGAGAGUUUACCCCAGAACUAUGAGGAUUGGGCUCACCCGAUGCCUCACGCGGCUCCUAACAAUUUCCACCUUUCGAGGUACGGACAUUUACAGAUCGAUUACUCCUGCAGCUGGAACACUUUGGACAGGCUUAUUCGCAAUCAUUAAAACCAUAAUUCAUUGUAUAUACUGUAGUCGUAGUUAGUGCUUAGAUGCACAAAUAUUCGUGUAACAAAAUAUAUAUUAUUAUAAGUAUUAUCAAUAUUCCUUAGUUUAGAAUAAAUAUACCAAAGAAAGUUUAA